This is a messenger RNA of Orbicella faveolata, 1609 nucleotides long. RefSeq lists its product as uncharacterized. The record is from RefSeq and is a predicted model, not a curated record. NCBI's taxonomy places the organism in Eukaryota, Metazoa, Cnidaria, Anthozoa, Scleractinia, Merulinidae.
UGGGGACCCUGGGGAGGAAAAUGGGUCACGUGAUUAUAGGACGAGCUGAAAGAUGGGCGUCGAAAGAUCUCGAGUAUCUGUAGACCUUAUCCUCCAAUGUUCCAUAAGAUGAAAGUAAUUGAUGUAGUAUUGAGCAUUAAUUCAGCGGCAUUGCUGUUUAAUGUGAUGGUCAAGGACAUGUAAUUUGUCAUAUUGUACAAUUUAUAAGAUGGCAACAGCUUCCUCUGGGUCAAGCCAUCUUGGUGUGACUGAAAAUCAGAAGCGAUGGCUUGUGGCUGGAAUAGCACUGAACAAGAUCCUCAUACCACAGAUACGUCCGUUUGUGGAACAAGGCAUCAACACUGAAUACAACAACCUCAAGACUAGCCACAAUAUUCAUGGACAGAGCACAUCUGGACGUCUUCAACGGUGGCCAGCUAGAAAAUUGUUAAAAUAUGAGAACAUCAAUAGAAAUGAUGUUCAUCCAAGACGUGGUGGAAAACUUGAUUAUUCUCUUUUUGACUGCCGAGUAAUGUCCCAUGUUGACUUUGCCAGGCUGUAUGUUGAGAACUAUAUGGCCCACUUCAAUGCUUUUGAUGACCAUUGUGAUGCAUCAGCUGUGUUGGUGUUGCUUGGUGGGGUCCCUGUAUUCUCGGCACCUGUGCAAACUGCUGCAGCUGAUGUCAGAAUGGGGAGAAAUGACUGGGCACACUGUGUCUUCAGUAAAUGGGAUCAAGUCAAAUAUCAACAAAGUUUUAUUGACAUGGAACACCUAGUGAGAGUCAUGGCUUUACCAGCUGCAGAUGAAGGGAAACUUCUUGGAGAACUUAAAGACUGGGAAGCUAAAGGGACACAUCUCUGCAUGAAUUCCCCCAUAGACCCAGCGUUGUUACAACUGGUUCAACAAGGACUUCAGUCACUACAAGAUGAGGUGAGGAACAUGUCUGUAGAACUUGAGGAUGAGAAAAGAAACGUCCAGCAUGAACUGAAAAAUGUUGCAUCAGCUCUGGAAGAGGUGGAACAGAGGGUGCAAAUGCUGGAAACUGGUCAGCAAACCUUAGAGCAUCGCACUGGACUACUUGAAGACAGAAUGGACAAUUUUGAAGGGGCAGUAAACCAGAGGAUAGAGAGACUUGAGAGCAGUAAGCAGAGCACAGAAGACAAAGUGUAUCUUCUUCAAGGGGCAGCAAACCAGAGGAUAGAGAGACUUGAGAGCAGUAAGCAGAGCACAGAAGACAAAGUACAUCGUCUUCAAGAACAAGUGGAAGACUUGACAAAAUGCAAUGAAACUGCGUUGCGUCAAGACAAUUCCAUGCCAACUGCGUGUCCAGAGAAACUUGUAGAGCUUAUCAAACGAGACUACAAAGGUGCUGUUCUUUGUCCGUUUCCAUGGUGCGAGGAUGAGCUUCAACUGGAACUGUCGAACAUCUUCACAAGAUUAGUGAUAAUCAGUAAGAAAAAAGAACGCGCGAGGCAAACGGACAACAUCGUAAAUAUGACGGAUGUCUUCGCACCACAUAAAGAAUGUGACAAACCGAGAGUGGUGCUGAUUGAAGGGCAGCCUGGAAUGGGUAAAACCACUUACUGUCAGAAGCUUGCAUAUGAUUGGUCCGUGGCGGGAAUUCCACCU